This is a messenger RNA of Ceutorhynchus assimilis (cabbage seed weevil), 1381 nucleotides long. Lineage: Eukaryota; Metazoa; Arthropoda; Insecta; Coleoptera; Curculionidae. The record is from the annotation of a GenBank genome assembly.
UAAACAAUUAACAAUUCAAAACUAAAAUAAUUUGGAAAACAAUUCAGUGAAAAACAAAUAGAAAAAUGAACUUAGAAGUGAUUUUUUUGGUAUUUUCCAUACUUUUCCAAAUCUCGGUAUCAAAAAAAGAUGCGAAAAGUGAAACUGAAGAUAGUUUUCGAGCCACAAAUGAAUGGAAAGAAAUUAAAGAAGGCCAAAAAGUCCCUUCUGGUCUCCACUACAAAAUUAAUUUGUCCACUGGUAAAAAAGAAGCCAAGAUUCUCACUCCAGAAGAUGAUGAUAAAACAAAAAGUUUUGUUUUAAAAGAUGACACAGACACCGAGGAAAGUGAAGGGACUAUAACCACCCCUGAAAUGGAACAGUUUUUGAAGAAAGUAAAUAAGAAAAAAUCAAAGUUCAAUAUGCCAAGCAAAUUGCGAACAAUGGAUGAAAUACUAGAGGAAUUGGGAGACAUUGAGUUGCAACCAAAAAGUGAUUUGGCGAUUCUACAGGAAUUAUUCAAAAAGUUUCAAGAAGAAGCAAUUAAAAACGCAAAUGAGCUGAGUAUCAUAACUAUUUUAAAGGAUUUAACAUAUCUAGGACAUCAAAUUGAUAAUGCUAAUGAAUUUUAUAAUUUAGAUGGUUUUCGAAAAAUAAUUUAUAAACAACUAAAUUCAACAAAUAUCGCUAUAAAACACGAAACCCUAAAAUUAUUUUCCGUUUUGGCUCAAAAUAAUCCAAAGGUUAAAGUUCACAUAUUAGAAACUGGGGGCAUAGCAAUACUAUCAAGAAUAAUAAAUCAAGAAGACAAUGAUUUAAUCAAAAACAGCGCUUUAACUGCUUUAAGUUGUACCCUUAGAACUUUCCCACAUGCCCAAAACAAAUUUAUAGAAAUUGGAGGACUGAGCAUUCUUACAGAAUCAUUUAAAACUGGAACUAUAAAAUUGAAGUUGAAAAUAGUCACUUUACUCAAUGAUCUCAUAGUUGAAAGACAGAGUGAUGCUGACAAUUUUGAAAAUCAUGGGAACCUUGAUAUAGAUGAGGCAUUGUUCAAGUUAGAUUGGUGUAACCUCUUGAAUGAAUUAAUGAAUGAUUUAAUAGAAAUUGAUUUGACUGAUUUUGAUUCCAUCGAAAAAUGUCUGUUAUCAAUGGGUUCAUUAGCAAAUAAAUGCCAAAAUGUAUAUAAAAAUGAACCAUUGUUGAAAUUAUAUAAAACAUUGCUUAGAAAUGAAGAUGCAGAAUCAGAUUAUCUUCAAUAUUUAAAGAACUUGACUUCACAGCUUGUUGGUACCGACUAUAAAUUAAAUAAAGAAGAACUAUAACGAUAUUAGAAGAGAUACAGUUUAUUGUUAAUGUUUAUAUUUAUUUUUGUUAAAAUAAAACCACCAAAGAUACAAAAUAA